Messenger RNA from Cyprinus carpio (common carp), 1780 nucleotides. Its product is annotated as cytokine-dependent hematopoietic cell linker. Gene Ontology annotation, biological process: intracellular signal transduction; cell surface receptor protein tyrosine kinase signaling pathway. The record is from RefSeq and is a predicted model, not a curated record. The coding region runs from base 114 to 1211 and encodes 365 amino acids. The transcript has 18 exons. Lineage: Eukaryota; Metazoa; Chordata; Actinopteri; Cypriniformes; Cyprinidae.
ACACACACACACUCGCACACGCUGCUGGAGCUCGGUGAAGCCUUCCUGCUCUUCUCGAGAUGAAGGAGGAGUUUGUGUGUGUGAUGAUGACGAGGCAUCUGUGUUAAUGAUGGAUGACAGGAACAGACGCGAGCGGAUCAGACCUGCACACACACACCUGGAUGAAGGUCUCUCUGAUGUCUCCAUCUAGUGGCACAGAUCAGUCAGUGCAACUCAAACACAGCUGUCCUGCUGAACGAGCUCCUAAAGGUUGCAUCGGUGCAGGUGAUGUUGUGCACGCUCCUCCUCGUCCACUGCGUAUUAAGCCAGGAUGUAAAGGACCCGCCGUCAACAGAGACCUCAAACCCGGGAGACUGCCCAAGAGUGCCUCAGAUGGACGAUUGGAGUUGAUGGGAUCUGCUGACAGGGCUUUCACAGUCCCACAGAGGCCGGUGAGAUCAUUACCCAGAGAUCACCUGCGUUUACCGCCUCCACCAGUACAGACCAUCACUGACUAUCCAAACCAGUUUGCAAAGUUUGAUGAGUCUCCUCCAUCAAGACCCGCACCUGAACCAGCGUCACCGCAAACCAGAUCUCACAACAGCAGACCAGCAUGGACACAAUCCAGUCCGAGUGAGCGAGAGAAUGUUAAUAUACCAUCAUCUGCAAGUCAGACGUCUCACAGGUAUUCUCUGGAUCUGGAGUCUCAGGAUCUGGACAGCUCCUGUGAGAGCGAGAAGAGCUCGCUGGAUUCACUGGUGAGGAAACAGCAGCAUCACGAAUGGCCUCCUGCUAAAGGAGAAACCCACAGCAGCUUCACCAACCACAGCAAACCUGUGCAGGGAUUGGAGGAUCAGAACUGGUAUGUUGGUGCGGUUAGUCGUGUGGACGCUGAACACGCUCUUCACUUGGUCAACCGGGAAGGAGCCUUUCUAGUGCGCGACUGCUCGAAGAGCACUACCUAUGAGCCCUUGGUCCUCGCUGUGUUUUACGACAAAAGAGUGUUUAACAUUCAGAUCCGCUUCAGUGAUGAAACCAGCAAAUACUCUCUGGGAACGGGCCUGAGAACCAAUGACAGGUUUGACUCGGUCACCGACAUCAUCAGGUUCCACUCCAUUUUUCCCAUCGUUCUCAUUGACGGACGGAAACCUUCGGCGUCAGCCAAUCAGAGGAGGCAGUGUGUGCUGAUGUACCCAAUCACAAAGCAGGACCUGACCGAGCUGUUGAAAUAAGAGCAAAUACAGACAAGCCACAACAUCUCCGGGACGUUUAACUGACAUCUUAACUUUAUAAGUCAUUUUUAGUGACGUUUAAGAGCCAAAGAGCUCAUCUGAGAGAAAGAAGAAAAAUCAGUCAUUUAAAAAUGUGGCUGUGUAUAGCAAUCAAAUAUCUAAAGAAUUCAAUAUUUUUGACAUUUUAACACACAUGUAGAGUGAAAGUGAGUGUUUGGCUGAAUGCAGACACACAAGAACCAUUUUUCCAGAAACUUUUAAUCCAUUUAUAAGUUUUAUUGAAUCACAUUUAAUAUUUUUUGGCCUUCAUGAAUAAUUUAAAAAUAGAUGUUAUGUUUCUGAAGCCUCAGAACUAUGUACAGAUUAUAGUUUGACAUAAACCACACACGUUUAGUUUCUUGAACAGUUUGAUCACAAACGAGCAGAUGCCCUGAAAAUCAAAAGCUCAGCUGUAACUUUACAUAACGGUAACAGUAAUAAAAGAAAACAGUCGGUUUACUGGUUUGAUCAUUUGAGGUAGAUUUACAAUGAUAAACACAUCAAACCGUCUCGACUGUUUAAUGACGGUA